AUGGCAUCAAGUAGUUAUGAUGAAACUCGUCGAUCUUCUGAUCCGCCGAAGGAAUUAUCCGGAAGAGUUUGCGCGGUGAGUUGUUUAUUUCAAAUCCAAUAUUCAGAGAAAUUUUUUUAGGUCUGUUCUGAUCGAGCAAAUGGCUAUAAUUUUGGUGUUUUGUCGUGUGAAUCGUGCAAGGCAUUUUUCAGAAGAAACGCGAUGAAACAAAGUGUAAGAUUGGGCUUGAAUCUAAAUCCACCUGGGGAGACCGGGAGUGUAAAUUCUGCUUUAUCGAAAAAGCUCAUUUUUUAUAAUUUCUGUUGGUUAUCCCCCAUAGAGGAAAAAUUCGCUGUUUCCAGUGAUCGAAAAAAAAACCAUAAAAUGUAAUGAUUAUUAGAUAAGAAAGAGAGAGAAACCAGGCAUGUUCAUUUUGCCGCCUUCCGAAAAAGCAAAGCCGCUUUUGCUUUUACACGGUGAGACUGUGAAAAGCAAAAGCAAAGCAGCCUGCCGAAUUGCCGGCAAUGCUUUUUCACUCCUUCAAAAAUCAUCUGAAAAGAGUGAAAAAACAUUGACAAAACAAUCUUUUUUUUUGCUUCUAUAACGCGCGCGCGAGACUACUUGAAUAAAUGGAGACGCGGACGAUUCACUGGUUUUGUGUGUUGCUAUGUUUUGUGUGUGGAGGGGGCGGAGCUUCGCUUGUCGCCGUCUGUAUUUUGAAAAAGCAGCCCGGCAAUUCGGCAGGCUGCUUUUUUUUUGCUUUUUUCUUUCUUUGCUUUUUGCCAGCAAAAAGCAAAGCCACGCCCAGCAAAGCUGCUUUGCUUUUUGCCGGCAAAGCAAAAUGAACAUGCCUGAGAGAAACUUCUUCUAGACCUUUCUGAAAAUUUGAUAAAAAUUUUGCAAAAAACUAUAACUAGAAUUUUUUGAGACAAGUUAGAGAUAAAAAAUUUUCUUUUCUGAAAAAAGUAUCAAAAUCCCCAAUUCCCCACUUCUUACAGGAAAUCAAAUGUCCAUUCUCAAAUGCCUGCCAAAUCACUUCAAUUUCACGAAAGUUUUGUCAAGCGUGUCGACUUUCGAAAUGUUUUGCUGUCGGAAUGAACAGCGAUUGGUUACAUGAACAGAAAAUUCGUGGAAAUCCUAUUAAAAGGAAGACAAAAAUUGAAGAUGAGAAAAAAGAAAAAGAAGAUGAUGAACAAGUUAGUGUUUCAAAGGUGUUUUUGCAAAAAUUAAUGAAGCAGGCUAAUGAGUAAGUUAUAUUGAUUUUUUAAAGUCUACAGUAAUCCAAUUUAUCUUUCAGAAAACAAACUUCCUGCAUUUGUAACUGUCAAUGUGGUUUUUAUCCAUCUGGAACUCGUCUUAUGGCAUAUGUCUCAACAACUCCAUCAUUCUCAAAUUCUCCAAUUUCUGUGGUUGCAACUUCACCUAUUUCACCAUCUGUCAAUUAUUUAUCGCCUUAUACCAAUCCAUAUUCUCCUUCUUGGAAUUACCAAACUUUUCGGCCACAAAUUCAGUCAACAUAUGAACCAUCAGCUUUGUAAGUUUUUAUCAUAGUUAAAAAAAAAAUGUUUCUUGAAUAAAAAAAAGAAUGUUCGAAUCGGAAGUCGAAUUUUUAAGAAAAAAAUACUGAAAAUUGAAGUCGAAUAAUUUUUCGAAUUUUAGCCACACCAUCGAAUCGAACCGGAGAAACGGAAUUGAUAAAUAUCGCAAUGUUUUGUCAGCUGAUGAAAUCGCAUUACUUGAAGAGUUACACAUUCUCAAUGUUCCUUUAAAUGCACCACUCGAGCAAAAUUAUAAUCAAGAAUCAUUAUCAGAUGUUUUCCAAAUUGUUGUUGAAGCAUUGAGAAGAAUUAUAAGUAUGGCUGCACAACUCAAAUCAUUCAGAGAAUUGGAUAUUGAAGACCGCAAGCAAUUAUUGAAAUCUGGAUUUUGUGAAUUGCUUAUUGUUAGAGGAAUUAUGGCCUAUAAUAAGACGAAUAAUUCGUGGAAUCAUCAUUUUGCAAAUGUAAAUUGUUUGAUCCGAGUUUUUCUUCACACUUCAUUUUUCAGAACAAAAUGGAGGUCAAGAUAGAAAUCCUAAAACAGGAUCCAGCUUCAUUGGAGCAUUAUGAAAUGCACAAAAAGUAAGUUUUGUCCCAAUACAUCUCACCAAUUUCCAUGUAUCUUUUCAGGCUUCUCGAAUCAUUUUCCGACGAAAUUCGAAACAAUGAGAAUAUCAUGCUAACAUUGAACGCGAUUGUCAUUUUUCAUCCACGUGAGUUUUUUUUCAGUUUGGGCACUACAUUUUUCUGAAACAGACAAUGUUUCUAUGAUUUUUAUACAACUUCUAAAUUUUUUAAUUUUUUUUUUUAUUUUUUCGUUUUCAAGCAGUAAGGGGGAAAAUUAAUUUGCCAUGAUGAAUUUAUUAAGAUUCUGGAGAAAAAUUAGUUCCAAUAAUCAUCAAUCAAAUUAUUGUAAAGAAUAUUGCAUCCAGUGAUUUUGAAUUCCUGUUUCUUGGCUGGUCUUGUAUCCAAACAACAUCUGAAAUGACUGUUAGUCAUACAACUUCCAUCAUAUUUGUUAUAACAAUUGUGAACACAUCGUUUAUAGCAAGUUUUGUUGGUUUGUUGAGAGAAACUAAUCCACGGUGAACAAUAAUCAUACGAUGCUCCACCAUUGACAGAAGAACAGAAAGCUUGGCAAACAGCUUUGGUGACAGCACCAGCUCCAACAACUAGAGCAAAGAUGACAAGAAUACGGAAAAUCAUUUUUGAUCAUGCUAAAUUGAACUCUGCAUGCUAUUUUAUAGCAAGCAAAUUGAAAGACUCUGUAGGAAGUUUGAUUUUUGUUGCUGUUAGACUUCAACAUUUUUUAAUAAUCAUGACAAAUAAAAAUUUUAAAAAUAGUUGGAUACUGAAAAAAACCAACGGAACAAACCGACUUUUAAAAUUAAAAUUUGUAAAAACAGCUGGAUACUCGAAAUUGCGUAGGAAUUCUGUUGACGAAAAAUGACUGUGAAUAGUUUCCAUUCAAAAUCGGUUUGUUUCGUUGGUUUUUUCAUUAAAACUAAUUCUACAACAAUUUAUAUUUAUGAAUUUUAAUAAUCAAACACUACGCUUUUCAAUAUCCCACUGUUUUUUUUAAAUUUUUAUUUGUCAUGAUUAUUAAAAAAUGUUGAAGUUUACCAGCAACAAAAAUCAAACUUCCCACAGAGUCUUUCAAUUUGCUUGCUAUAAAAUAUCAUGCAGAGUUCAAUGUAGCAUGAUCAAAAAUGAUUUUCCGUAUUCUUGUCAUCUUUGCUCUGGUUGUUGGAGCUGGUGCUGUCACCAAAGCUGUUUGCCAAGCUUUCUGUUCUUCUGUCAAUGGUGGAGCAUCGUAUGAUUAUUGUUCACCGUGGAUUAGUUUCUCUCAACAAACCAACAAAACUUGCUAUAAACGAUGUGUCAACAAUUGUUAUAACAAAUAUGAUGGAAGUUGUAUGACUGACAGUAAUUUCAGAUGUUGUUUGAAUACAAGACCAGCCAAGAAACAAGAAUUCAAAAUCACUGGAUGCAAUAUUCUUUACAAUAAUUUGAUCGAUGAUUAUUGGAACUAAUUUUUCCCCAAAAUCUAAAUAAAUUCUUUACGGCAAAUUAUAUUUUCAUUACCAUAUUACACGUGGCUCAUAACGUGGGCGUCCAAGUUUGAUACGAAAAGUGUAUCAUUUCAGACGUGUCACAUCUGAAAGACAGCAGCAAAGUUCACGCGGCUCAAGCUCGCUACUUUGCUCUUCUUCUCAAAAUAUUGCGAUAUGAGUUCACAAAAGAAAAGGCUGAUCGAGCCUAUAAAUCUCUUCUUGAUGUAGUUAUCGAUCUUCAUCGUGUCAAUCAAACCAUGCUUCACAUUUUCUACGGUUUUGAUCCAUCCCAACUUGACCCUCUUGUCAGAGAACUUUGCAAUUUUGAAUGA
Caenorhabditis angaria is the source of this 3903-nucleotide messenger RNA. Lineage: Eukaryota; Metazoa; Nematoda; Chromadorea; Rhabditida; Rhabditidae. The record is from the annotation of a GenBank genome assembly.